AGUUUGGUUCCCGCCUCCAGCUGGGCUGGUAGAGAGGUUCCUUCAUUCUUGUGAAAUUAUAAAUCUAGCCCAGAGGGCAAGGAAAGAAACUGAGGAAGAAUGGACGAGGAAGAGGUGGAAGUCGUGGAGUCUCCUUCAGAGGUUUUACAACCUGAGGUCACUGUGGUGGUGACAGGAGAGCCUCCUGAAGCUGCAGAAGAAGAUCUAGAUUACGAAGAAGAGGAAGAGACCUCCCCGGAAGUCAUAGAGACGCUGUCCCUUCUAGACGUGCUGAGGGUGUCGGCCGUCAUGGAGGACGUCAUUGACCAGCUCUCUAUUCUCGGCUACAUCAUUCCGGUUCAGUAUGAAAGAAGGCAGAGCCUCACCCAGAAAGCCAGCCACGAAGGAGCAUCUAUGAUUACAACCACACCGAAAAAAUCUACUUCUUUGUUAACUAAAGAAAAAUCCAUGAUGGCAGAAAACAAACAGAGAGGGCAGGACUUUACCUUUAAAAAACCUACAAAGCAGACCAUGAUGACUCUGGAGACACUGAAGAAAAUUCAGAAUGACAGGCAAUAUUUCAGUGAUGUAAUUGCAAAUGCCAUGAUGGAGAUGCAAGAUUCUGGCUCUUUCACCAGUCUCCUGAAAGCCUUGGGCAAAGAAAGAGACAGCAAAAUGAAUUUCCAUGAUGUCAUCACAAGGGAGGAAAAGGGAAGAAAACAGAUAAAAACCCUUCAAAAACAGUUACUUGAUGUCAAAAGGGAGCGUCAAAUGCAAGUACAGAACGGGAAUGAAUACAUUGCUCACCUCAGGGACCAGCUACAAGAGAUGAAGGCGAAAACCAACUUGGAGAAUCUUUAUAUGAAAAGAAAUGCUGAGCUGCAGAUUUCCCAGACCCAGAAGAAAUGUAACCGAGCAGAAGAACUCUUGCUGGAGGAGAUUGAGAAACUGAGGAUGAAAACUGAAGAGGAGAACCGGGUUCACACGGAGAUCGAAAUGUUUCUUAAAAAACAGCAGCAGAAACUUGAGGAGAAGCUAGAGUUCUGGAUGGAGAAAUUUGACAAAGACACAGAAGCAAAGCAGAACGAGUUAAAUGCUCUCAAGGCUGCCAAGGCCAGUGACCUGGUACACCUGCAAGACCUGGCAAAGAUGAUCCGGGAGUACGAGCAGGUCAUUAUUGAGGACCGGAUAGAAAAGGAGAAGACCCGGAAGAAGCUGGAGCAGGAUGACCUGGAGCUGAGGAGCAUCGUGAAGCUCCAGGCCUGGUGGCGAGGGUCAGUGGUCCGGAAGGAAAUUGGCAAUUUCAAAAUGCCCAAGAAAGAUAAAGAUGACAGCAAAGACUCGAAAGGCAAGGAGAAGGAGAAGAGGAGAAAGAAGUAACCAGUUUCUGCUGAGCCUUCUCAGGCCUCGAGACACUGGGGGUGCUGACCCAGCGCCCACCUCCUGGCUCACAGACCUAGGGAGUUCUCACUGUCUGAUACUCUAGUUUUCACACCCCAGUGAGGGCUAUCACAUGGCUGUAGGACCUCUUCAGACGGGACUGUGGGGAGCCAAGUUGAGUAGCUGUGUGAGCAUCCUUCUUCUCGCUCCAGAAAGCAGCUAACUGGCUCAUAGUUAAGUCGUAAAAACUCCUGACACAUCUGACUCUGACUUUAUGCCAUAUGAUUAAAGUGAAAAACUAUUAUAAGCAAAAGUGAAUUCUCACCUAGCAUCAUGUGCACGCACAUGUAGUUAAUAAACAUUGGCUCUGCCUGUCUUGCAGGGCGACCAUUAGUCUAGGGUUGGUGGUGUUGGGGGACAGCACAUAAAACACCUCUUACAUAAGCAGUUCCAGUGACUUUUCUGGGGACAGAUAGGGAUGGAAGCAUCUGAUACAAGAUGGAAAUGGCAUGUAGAUACACAGUCCUCCAGGGGUAAAGAAUGGGGCACGGGUUCUCCAGAGGCUAGUUUAGAGAUACACUUGUCAAAGGAGACACAACUAUGUCCAUCAUCUGGAUUUUAAGACGUAAAGAAACCAACCAAACCAACCAACCAACCAACCAACCAACCAACCAACCAGUGUAUAUGUGGGCCCAGGCUUGGAAACGUGUGCAUGCCACAGUGUGCAGGGGGUGGAGUCAGAGGACAGGUUCCAAGAAUUGUUUCCUUCUAAUGUAUCUCUUUGUACUAUUUGGGUCUCAGAUAUCAAACUCAAGUCAUUGGACUUGGCAGCAAGCCCCUUUUCCUGCUGAGCCAUUUCAUUGGCCCUCAACUGUGGUUUUUUUUUUUCCCCUGAGAGAAAUGUUACCUUAAUGUGUCUCACAUAUUUCAUGAAUAUAAAAUUUAAACUUUUUGAUGCAGGGUCUCAUGUGGCCCAGGUUGGUUUCAAAUUCACUACGUAGUCUAGUGGCCUUGAACCUCAUGUUGUGCCUCCUAAGUGCUAGAACUACAGGGGCGAGUGACCAUACCUGGUUUAUGCAGCGUUGGGAAUGGAACUUGGACUCCAUGCAUGCUAGUAGGCACACUUCUGACUGUACUCCAGCCCCAGCCUGAGUGGAGCCUUCUCAUCCACUGCCUACGCAGGCCAGCCUGCUAUCUGUACCUCUUUAAGAAAGAGACUGUGAGCCUCAAAGGUUCAGUGAGCCAGAUAAAUGGCCUUUCCAUGACUGGUCUCUGGCAAGAAAACCAUGCUUUAGGCUGGAACAAUUUAAAGUGUUUAUUACAUGCUACUGGAGUAUAUUGGCUUUUAAUGUCCACAUAUAAGAUGACAUACAGGCAAUUUAAAAUAACAUACACAGUACUGACAUAUUUAUACUUAGAACUUACACAAAUAUUUACAAACAUACAAAUAUAGGACAAUGUUUACAAAAACUUAUUAAUUACAUGUUUAUAACACUUCAGAAAUAAAAUCUGCUGUAAACCAUCUCACUGCAAUGAAAAAGGCUUCUAAAUAACCAAGUUUUCCUUCAUUUCUACAACCAUCUAAGUACUUAGUUCUUAAAAGUCCAUCAGACUCGUCAGCAUACCACAUUAUUAGUCACUGCUGACUAGAGGCAAAGAAACAGCAGGCUCCUUCAUUAGUUGCAAGGAUGUAUUUACAGAGCUGCUGGAUUGGAAGCCACCCACUGCUCUGCCUUUUCUAGUCUGUUCUAGGCAGAUAGGAAAGUUCCUCUGGAAAGUUCAUCAGACCUGCUCAUUACAGGGGAAUCCUGGUCAGAGUGCCUGGCAGCCUGCAGACUGCUGACAUAACAUCUCUGCAGGUGGCAGGGCAGAGCCAGGCAGACACUUGGCUCAUCUACCUUACCAUUGGCAAGGUAGCCAUUGCUGGUCAGGGGACUAUGACAUGGCUAACUUUAUCUUUAUUUCCCGCUGGGGUCUAGCAAGGUUAAAUAUCCAAAUGAGUUGUCCUUUCCAAUUUGGAAACCUGUAAGAAGCCACAGGGCCCAACAGAAGCACUGACCUGCUGUGUGCUGACUCACACUGCGCAACUGUAUCCUAACCCUUCAGAGUUGCAUUAGUUUGGUAAGUGCAUUAAGUAAGGUCUCAGGAAAGCCGCAGUGUUAAAAUGUCCUCCUCCUCUUUCUGAGGGAGGGUCUCACUAUGGAGCCCUGGCUGUCCUGGAACUCAAUAUGUGAAUAAGAUCUGUCUCCUCUGUCACUCAAAAGCUGGGAGUAAAAGCAUGUGCCACCCUGCUCGGUAAUGUCAACUUUUAGGAACUCUUGUAGCCAUUCCAAGUGUUGUAUUAUGUAAUGUCUUCUGGGCCCAUUUUCUGUACAAUUAAAUAUGGAAUUUAGAAAUGAUGCUGAGGUUUAAUGCUGCCUAGAGGAAGCAAAUCUGCGGUCCAGCAGCACAGCUGGUCAUAGGCAAGCUCUGGCUGCCACUCUGCGGUCUGCUGGUGAACGGGCUAGGCUCUGAGCUCUGGUUCUACUCUUCUGUGAGGACUACGAUGCUCUAGGUUAGACUUACUUUUUCUCGAGAGCUCUAGUCGCCUGAGUUACAGGCAUGAGCCACCGUGCCUGGCUGCUGUUACAUGCUUUGAAACUUGAAUAAAAGUGGCAGCGUUCUAAUG
Mus musculus (house mouse) is the source of this 4027-nucleotide messenger RNA. It is a transcript of the gene Iqcg, whose product is annotated as IQ motif containing G. The record is from RefSeq and is marked validated. The transcript has 11 exons. NCBI's taxonomy places the organism in Eukaryota, Metazoa, Chordata, Mammalia, Rodentia, Muridae. Gene Ontology annotation, cellular component: cytoplasm; cytoskeleton; cytosol. Bases 100 to 1359 code for a protein of 419 amino acids. Gene Ontology annotation, molecular function: calmodulin binding; Hsp70 protein binding.